Messenger RNA from Schistosoma rodhaini, 1305 nucleotides. The record is from the annotation of a GenBank genome assembly. NCBI's taxonomy places the organism in Eukaryota, Metazoa, Platyhelminthes, Trematoda, Strigeidida, Schistosomatidae.
AUGUUUUUGUUUAGAACAAGUGGAACUUCAAAUCAAUCUACAUCAAUUUUAAAUAUAUCGCGCCAUUUCUCAAUAAAGUUAGCACAUGCAGCAAUCAAAGCAUUUGAAUUACUAGGCAUAUCAACAUCCAGUACACCUGAAGAAUGUAGAAAAGCUUAUUUAAAUUUAGCUCGUCGUAUACAUCCAGAUGUAAAGAAUGAACUAGCGGAUACUAGUGACGACAACAAUAGUAAUAAUAAUAAUAUCAAUAAUGAUUUUCAAAAAAGGACAAAUGUUGAAUUUCAUCAACUACAUGAAGCUUACACACUUGCUUAUGAAAUCUGUCUUAAGAAUAAUAAUGAGUCUAGUAAUGGUUGUAUACAUGAACAGUUGAACAAUGAUAUUCAAGAGUUUCGUCAUAAAGCACCUCAACAUAGACGUUUUCUGGAUUUAGGAAGACAUGAACAACACUUAGAUGGAUUACAACAAUGUGUAAACAGUGGAAGAUUAAAUGAACAUCGUAAAUAUGUACAAUCACAGAGAGUAGUAAAAGCGUUACAAGGUGCUGCCGAUUGUCGAGUGAAAAAACUUAUGAAAUCUGUGAACUAUGAUGAUAACGAUAGUCAAAGGGAUUGUAACAAGUUAAUACCUAAAAGAUUGAGUGUUAGCAAAAGGAAUACUGAAUUAAACACGCCUGUCUAUGUAGAUUACAUUUCACGUACAGCUGAAGAACAAAUUCAAAGAGCAAUGAAUCAUGGAGAAUUUAAUAAUUUACCUGGUCAAGGUCGUCCAAUUGAUUAUGAUAAAAAUCCUCAUGUAUUUGGGGACUCAACUGACAAACGUCUUAAUCAAUUAAUGGCUAAUCAAGGUUUUCUACCGAAAUGGGUUUUGUUAAAUAAAGAAGUUAAUUCUCGUUGGAAUAUCGCUAUUGAUAAGUUAAAUUCAAUCUAUAAUGUAGAAUCUAAUUUACAUUCUUCAAUAUGGGCAGAAGCUUGUAAGGAUUUUGAGGUAGAAGUAAAAGAAUUAAACCGAUUACUUGAUCAAUACAAUCUAUUAGUCCCUAGUCAUCAAAUGCAGCGCUUUCAUUUGAAUAGUAAAACAGCUGUUGAUCAAGUAAUAAAAGCUAAACAAUCACACGCAAAUGAUCAAAACAAACGUGAUCCUACUACGACUCAAAAUGAAAACAAAGACGACGUACCACAAACUGAGGAUAAUAGUCAGAGUUUAUGGGAUCCCCGUUAUAUGGCUGAAGUAAUGCGCGACUUUUACCGUGAAUUGGCUAAGGCAUGGGCGAGUAUUCUACGAGGCUUUAAAGAUCAUAAAUAA